GCUUGUCAUUCUGUCAUUCUUACAUAUGAAUCCAAAAUGUUAACUGACCACAAAAACUAAACAUUUAAUUAUCUUACCGUAAAUUUAAUUACGUUUGGCAUAUUAAGUACUUUAAGCAGUAUAUUUAAAUCGAGGAGUGGUUUCAAGAUUUUCAGUUGCAGAAGUUGAAAGUGUUGUAAACGUCCUAUUUGUGACAAUCCAGGAUUACAUGAUGAAUUCCAUAAACUUCUUUGCAAUCAUUUUUAUACUACUAGCAGCCAGUGGAAAUGUAUGUUCUAUGAUUAAAUCAGGACAUAUGACUCGAGAUUCACAUCCAAUGUUAGCAUCCUUGUUCAAUGUUGCCGACGAUAUUCGUAAUCUCCAAACACAAUCAACAGAACCGAAACUUGUCACAAAAGCAGGACAUCCGAGCAAUGGAAAGGGUCUCGUAAAAGAUACCGCUCAUCAAACAAUCAAAGCAGAACAAAAACACAUCGGAAACAGUGGGAUUGAAAUGAUAUUGGAUCCGGGCGUCCCCUUACAUACACCCACAAUCAAUCUUCAACCGGGAAGCGUAGGCGGGAUUGUGAAACCAGAAAUUUCUAGUCCAGUGCAUAACGGAGAUCAUUCAACAGGAUCGAAGGUUUCGGAUAUUGCAGCAGAUAUGAUGUGUGCUCUAUGCCGACAGCGAAGGGACGCCAAGUGCAUUUCCAUACAUUGUUGGAAUGAUGGAACCUCGAGUGUUUCUUCUGGAAUAGAACAGCCGCCUGUUGAGUUACGGCCAAUUCCUGUGUUGGGUGAUAAAUUUGAUUUUAGAAAGCAAAUUGACCGGCACGACUUAUUACAAUUAACGAACAUUAAUACGCCACUGGAGCAAAAUGCCCUGGAUAUUACCGGUUUAAAUCAGCCUUCUCUAAAUCAAGAAAACUCACAGAGGGGAAGUACAGCGCCGAUAUGGUUAAUGUCUGAUCAUUUGCUUGGUAUGCCACUGAACACUAUACCGGAUGUGCAAGGAGGUAAAGAUUUAGUACCCGCAACUGUCGUGGAGCAACUGAGUCCUAUUGAUAUAACAAGAAGUUCCAUUGCUACAAAUGACCCUCCUGUAUUAGAUAUUCGCCCGAUUGAUGUAAACGUGAACGGUCCUGUAGAAAAUACGGGAGUUGUGUCCAAUGUUGGAAACAUUGCUAGUCCUGUUCCGUCGGUAGAUCAACAGGUAGGAACAGCAACUCAUUUUAAUGGACAACAUAUUGGUAAUGUUAAUAAUCAACCACUGGACAUACCCACUGACUUUCUUAUUAGGUUGUUGGGGACUGAAGGACCAUCUUUUUCGCAAAAUUUAGAUACUAUAAUAAAUAUAGGAGAGCCCACCAAUCAACGUGACCCUACAACCAACAGUGUUGGAAAUAAAAUAAACAGUGGACAACCUUUUAUUCCAGUUGCAAGUGAUGUAUUUGCAAAUAAUAAACAUGGCAUAAGCAUAGGUUUUCCUCCUGGUUUUGUAGAAGAAAAUACAAUAAAUCCUCAAAAUAACGCAGAUACAUUUACCACAAUUCCCCAUAUACCUACCGCCAGUGAUAUAUUUCCAGAUGUGAGAAAUGAAAAGAAUCCAGCAAACAAACAUACACUUGUGGUCAAAGAGAGCGGUAAUACAGAAAAGGUAGCAGUUUUUAUUGGAAGUGAACCAGUUCUUAAUAAUGGUAUAAGUCUCUUUGAAACUAGAGGACAAAAUGCAAAUUCGAAACAAACAAAUGUACAACCUGUAGAUAUGCACAGCUCGGCACAUUCAGCUCACGGAAAUUCUCAUCAAAACAUAAAUGACAAACAUUCACCAGAUAACUCUCAUCAAAAUCUGAAUCACCAACAUUCACCAUUAGUGAAUGCAAACAAAGUUCAAAUGAAUACAGCGCAGCAAAGUGUGAAUACAAUAGAUAAUCUUAUGAACAAUAUGGCUUCUCAAGGACUUUCAACGACAAGACCGAUUCCAACUAUGAAUCCAGUGAGAAAAUCUGAGCUACAAAAUUGGUCAAAACAACUGUUAAAUAGAAUGCGCUUUUAAUAAGAUAUCAUUUAAUUCCUUGACAUUUUACUUACAUUUUCGGGACGUGUGAUUUAUACUUUUAAGAAGGCUUAUAAAGUAAUUUAUUAUAUAUGUUUCAAAUUGGUAGUUUUGGCUUACCAAGUUUGUCAAUGUUAUAUUGAGACAUUCUCAUUUAGGGAUAUGCUACAAGAUCAUCUGGCUUCUGAACAAAAUUAGUAUUCCUUUCUUGAACAAAAACAAAACAUUUAUCACGAAUUUUCAAAUUACUAAUGCUGUCGAAUGCGAUUUUUUAUUGUGUCUUAUUUUGCUGUUCAGAUAUCUUUUAACCUCAAACUCAGACCUUAAUGGGGCAGAAAUGCAGUUAAAUUUAGUAGCUUUGUGAAUUUCUCAACUCUUGUGCAACACAUUUUACAAAUAGAAUAAUCGUGCGGCUUUAAACAAGUGUAUAUACAAUGGGAUAUAUCUUAUUUAAUGAGGAAAUUACAACGUUGAAAAUAAAAACCUUCAGAAAUUAAUUGAUGUUGAACAUGUUCAAUGUUGUAACGCAUGUAAUGUCUCACAAGAUAUAAUAAUGAGUAAUCUAGUCAGUCAGGUAGUUUUAUCUUUGCUAGAAAUGGUUCCUUCUUGUCGUUUUAUGAUUGAUAUAGCGUAUAUUUGAUCGUAAAAUGCAGUCAGUUUUCCGUGUAUCGUUUGUUAACAACAAAUCUGAAGAGCAAGGGCAGCUAUUUUCUCCGACAAAGCCAGGAUCUUAGUUUAUUGAUCUGGGUUUGAAGACAGUAUAACCAAUUGGCCAGUUUCAAAGUUAAUGCUAAGAAAUAAUCGAUUAGAUGCUGGCGUUCUGAGACAGCUACAGCUUGUGUACAACAAACACAAGUCCGUUUUCCCGGUGACGUCGCAAAACAGAGCACAUAUUCAUCAACAUGUUAAGUACGAAAAUAGAUUUUGUCUUUAAAUUAGGACAAAACGUAAUGGAAUUUUGCAUGAACAUUUAUUCUGUAUUUAUGACCAGCUAUGCAAAAUUUUAUCAGUACAAAUUUACUAUAAACAAAGUUGUUGCAACUUGAAUAUGUGCUAUGCUAUUCUUAAGUAUACGUUUCAAACUUAAAACCUUUGGUCUGACAUUCAUGUGACAUUCAUAUGACAUUCAGGCCUUUGGUCUGACAUUUAUGUGACAUUCAUAUGACAUUCAGGCCUUUGAUCUGACAUUCAUGUGACAUUCAUAUCACAUUCAGGCCCUAUUGUUGCUUUGUAAAGACCUUUGGUCUGACAUUUUAUAUGACAUAUAGUGUGUAAUUGUGUGUGAUUUUAAACGUGAUAUUUAUUUUGUGUAAGUGUACAUACUAGUUUGUAAUAAAGAAUGUUUGAUUAUU
Molecule: messenger RNA, 3387 nt
Organism: Mercenaria mercenaria
Lineage: Eukaryota; Metazoa; Mollusca; Bivalvia; Venerida; Veneridae
Exons: 2
Coding region: 209-2035 (608 amino acids)
Source: RefSeq, a predicted model, not a curated record